Messenger RNA from Mya arenaria, 986 nucleotides. RefSeq names its product 40S ribosomal protein S2. The record is from RefSeq and is a predicted model, not a curated record. The transcript is spliced from 5 exons. Gene Ontology annotation, biological process: translation. Gene Ontology annotation, molecular function: RNA binding; structural constituent of ribosome. Bases 82 to 921 code for a protein of 279 amino acids. Gene Ontology annotation, cellular component: cytosolic small ribosomal subunit; ribosome. NCBI's taxonomy places the organism in Eukaryota, Metazoa, Mollusca, Bivalvia, Myida, Myidae.
UCGCCAAAAUUCAAUCGAUUAAUAUAUUCAAUUAAAUCGAGUUCAGUUCCAAUUAUCUCCCUUUUCCAAAAAGAUUCACCAAUGGCGGACGCAGCACCAGCCGGUGGACGUGGAGGUUUUCGCGGUGGGUUCGGUUCCGGCGAGCGUGGUCGUGGCCGUGGACGAGGCAGGGGACGCGGGCGCGGUAGGGGCCGUGGGCGUGGCAAUAAGGAUGGCGACAAGGAAUGGAUGCCCGUCACCAAACUAGGCCGCCUUGUAAAGGACAUGAAGAUCAAGUCAUUGGAAGAGAUCUACCUCUAUUCUUUGCCAAUCAAGGAGUUUGAAAUUAUUGACUACUUCCUCGGCCCCAGCCUGAAGGAUGAGGUUCUUAAGAUCAUGCCUGUCCAGAAGCAGACUCGUGCUGGUCAGAGGACAAGGUUUAAGGCAUUUGUUGCUAUUGGUGACCACAAUGGUCAUGUUGGACUGGGAGUCAAGUGUUCCAAGGAAGUGGCUACAGCCAUCCGUGGUGCCAUCAUACUGGCAAAACUGUCUGUGGUUCCAGUAAGACGAGGCUACUGGGGUAACAAAAUCGGCACUCCACAUACUGUCCCAUGCAAGGUGACUGGCAAGUGUGGCAGUGUAAUGGUGCGUUUGAUCCCUGCACCCCGUGGUACAGGUAUCGUCAGUGCCCCAGUCCCCAAGAAGCUGCUGAACAUGGCAGGUAUCGAGGACUGCUACACGUCAGCUAAAGGAUGUACAGCUACUCUUGGCAACUUUGCCAAGGCUACCUAUGCUGCCAUUGCCAAUACGUACGCGUACCUGACCCCUGAUCUGUGGAAGGAGACAGUUUUCACCAAGUCACCUUACCAGGAGUUCACUGACUACCUGGCCAAGAACCACAAACGCUCGGAGUUCCAGAGACAGGAACAGAAGAUCUACUAGACCACAUGAACUCACUGUGUAUUGAUACAUUUUGUGUCACAUGAAUGAAUAAAUCGUAAAGAAGA